AUGUCGCUGAUCAUUCCGGAAAAAUUCCAACACAUUCAUCGUGUGAUGAACACCAACAUCGAUGGUAACCGCAAGGUUCCAUAUGCCCUUACCGCCAUCAAGGGAGUUGGUAGACGUUUCGCUUUCGUCUGCUGCCGCAAGGCCGAUAUUGACGUUAACAGACGCGCUGGAGAGCUUUCGGAAGAAGAUUUUGAGAAGAUCGUCACGAUCAUGCAAAACCCAUCUCAAUACAAGAUUCCAAACUGGUUCCUCAACAGACAAAAGGACAUUAAGGACGGAAAGAACUCUCAGCUCCUUUCCACCGCUGUUGAUAACAAGCUCCGUGAGGAUCUUGAGCGCAUGAAGAAAAUCCGUCUUCAUCGUGGUUUGAGACAUUACUGGGGACUCCGUGUUAGAGGACAACACACCAAGACCACCGGACGUAAGGGACGCACUGUCGGAGUGUCCAAGAAGAAGGGAGGAUAA
Molecule: messenger RNA, 465 nt
Organism: Caenorhabditis bovis
Lineage: Eukaryota; Metazoa; Nematoda; Chromadorea; Rhabditida; Rhabditidae
Source: the annotation of a GenBank genome assembly